AAGUACGUGUUAGAGGAAAAGUUGAAGCAGCUGAGACGGGACGUGGCUGGACGUUAGUAACCCCGACGGCAGGAGACUCUGUACUGGAGUAGGGGGAGGGAGAGAGGUAGAGGGAGACAGUGUACGCGGUGGAGGGGUUAGCUAGACCGUCUGAGACAGAGGGAGAAAGGAGAGAGUAAAGUAUACAGAUCUAUAUGUUAUAGAGAAAGGAAAGGGAGAGGGGUAAAGAGGAGGAGAGACGGGGAAAGAAAAUCAAACGAAUGUGAGAGAGGGAAGGGGAUAGGGAGAUACAGGGCGAGAGAGGGGGGGAGUGGAAGGUAAGGGGAGGAAAAGAGGGGAAGAGAAAGAAAGUGGGAGCUUGAGGGAGAAAAGGGGAAAUUGUGCGAUAGAGGAGUGUGACAGAGCGAAAGGCAGAGAAAGAGGGGUGAGAGAAGCAGAAGGAGAGGGAGUGGGAGGGCAGUGCACUGCCGGUUGUUGGGACGGUCGGUGGCCACAGGCGACGAGAGCCGGUGCCCCGGGAGCGGGCUGGACCCCGCGCCCAUGUCGAGUUGUUAGAGCAUGGCCUCGGCGGUGUUUGAGGGGACCUCGCUGGUGAACAUGUUCGUGAGGGAUUGCUGGGUGAACGGCGUGCGGAAGAUCAUCGUCAACCGGCGGGAGGAAGAGUUUUUCGAGAUCAGGACCGAGUGGUCGGACAGGAACGUGCUGUACUUGCACCGCAGUUACCCCCAACUGGUUCGCGUCUUCCGCAGGCUGACGAACGCCUUCCCCGAGGAUCAGGGCGCCCUGUCCCGCUCUCUGCUCCAAGGAUUAGUUGCCGUAAAAGAAGCUCCUGACAUAGAAACAAGGUUGAAUGAAAUCGAGAAGGUCCUGAAGAUUAUAAUUAACUUGCCCUGCAAAUAUUCCAGGUCAGAGGUUGUCCUCACCUUCUUUGAGAGAUCAUCCAUAGACCAAGUAUUAAAGAAUGAUAAUGUCCAAAAGGUUCAGAUGACCUUCCAAAGUCCAGUGAAAGUAUCAGAAAUCAUGCGGUCAAACGGAUUUUGCUUGGCAAACACAGAAACAGUCGUCUUUGACCAAGGGAUUCCUAAUGGCAAGGAACAGCAGCCGGCUGCAGACCCCGUGGAGGAGAUACUACAGAACGGAAGUGACUUUACUGAAGAGCUUAAUGACGAUGAUCCCAGCGCCUACGUUACAAACUUAUCCUAUUAUCAGCUUGUUCCCUUUGAAACAGACAUCUUGGAGUGAUUGCGACACCAGGCACAUUUAAAAAGAGGCUGACUUGCACCUUGCCUUAUUCAUCUAUCCUCUUGUUUCCAACAGCGAGAUGUGAAGUGGAUAACAAUAUUCAGUUUGCAGGCUGGGUCAGUUUAUGAAGGAAUCCAAAUACUUGCAUUAUUCUCUGAUUGCAGCUUCUUACCCAGCUGUUCAUGAAAGGAUCAGUUGCCAGUGAGCCUCAGCUCUGGCAGGAGAAUUCACAAGCUGGUUUGCUAAUUUUUGGAAAGCACAAAAUGUCUCCUUGUUAAAAAUAGAUAAUAAUCAGCAGGAUAAGCAAUUAUCUAUAAAACAGGGCACCUUGACAGUACAGGUGGGAUCCAUUCAUCUUGCAGAAGAGUUGGUGUGGAUUGUUCUGGGUUGUAAUGUAUCUCAGUAUUUUGUGUUUACAUGCAGAGGUAGACCUGGGGAGGAGGAGACCCUAUCCUGUGGUGGGGGCUGGUCUUGAGAUCAUCCCCACACAGAUGGAUUCAGAAACAGGGAGGUAUUUGAGGCAAUGCUCAUCUCAGAAUGUUCCAUCUUCACCCCUCCUGUGUGGCUUUGAACACUGAAGGUUCAUGAAGCUACUAAAGACUUUGAUAAUGCUGUCUAAACUGUGUUCUUCACUGCAUCCCCAUGGACUGCACAUGAUCCCUGUUAUAGGACCUUUUAAACAAAUCUCCACUAACUUACUAUUUUUGACAUGUAAAUAGUAAAUUAUUAAAUCAAGAUUGUUUUAUAGCGCGUAUCUGCAAAUGUAUUUUAUUGGCAGCAGUAUUAAUCAUUAAAAUAUUUUAAUCAAUGCA
Hypanus sabinus (Atlantic stingray) is the source of this 2054-nucleotide messenger RNA. RefSeq names its product PX domain containing 1b (gene pxdc1b). Gene Ontology annotation, molecular function: phosphatidylinositol binding. The record is from RefSeq and is a predicted model, not a curated record. The transcript has 5 exons. Lineage: Eukaryota; Metazoa; Chordata; Chondrichthyes; Myliobatiformes; Dasyatidae. Bases 559 to 1242 code for a protein of 227 amino acids.